Molecule: messenger RNA, 5167 nt
Organism: Dicentrarchus labrax (European seabass)
Lineage: Eukaryota; Metazoa; Chordata; Actinopteri; Moronidae
Gene: acss2
Product: acyl-CoA synthetase short chain family member 2
Exons: 19
Coding region: 548-2644 (698 amino acids)
Biological process (GO): acetyl-CoA biosynthetic process
Cellular component (GO): cytoplasm
Molecular function (GO): acetyl-CoA synthetase activity
Source: RefSeq, a predicted model, not a curated record
AAAAAAAAAAGGUCUGAAGAAGAAGAAGACGAAGAAGACGAAGAAGAAGCAGCAACUGUCACCGCUGGCACACAAACAGUCCUCCUCUUCCUCCUCUUCCUCCUCCCGGACAGCAUGAGACUUCACUCGAAGGAAACACUUUAAAUCCGACGAAUAACACGAUAAUAUAAAAACGGCAGCACGGCGCGCGCAGGAAAAAGGGGGGGGCGGGGCCUCGUCUCGGCGCGCGGGUGCAAUCUCGAGCUUUUUAGCCUGUUAGCUUAGCAGGGACACACACACACACACACACACACACACACACACAUCCGGAAGAACGAGGAAGUCUGAAUGAACUUUGCUGCUAGCACACAAACUAGCACCUAGCCUGCAUCUGCAUCGCUUCAUUGUUGCAGCUGAGGAGGAAGAGGAGGAAGAGGAGGAGGAGGAGGAGGAGGAGGAGGAAGAGGAGGAAGAGGAGGUGUCUGUGUCUGUGCAGCGUCUUUUCUGUCCGUCCCUGCAGAGCCGAUAUCGAUCAUCUGCGAGAGAGCGUCUCUGAAGUUUCAGAGAGAUGAUUCCUGACCAAGCGCCGAAGGAAGACGUCUUCCUCGGGUGUGAAGAGAUGAAGAAGGAGGCUCACGUCCCCAGCUUCGAGAAAUAUAAAGAGCUGUACUUAAAGUCCAUAGACAACCCCGAUGAGUUCUGGGGCGACGUCGCCAAAGAUUUCUUCUGGAAGACCAAACACUCGGGUCAGUUCCUCGACUACAACUUCGACGUGACCAAAGGAGAAAUAUUCGUCAAGUGUAUGGAAGGAGCCUCCACCAACAUCUGCUACAACCUCCUCGACCGCAACGUCCACGAGAGGAAGCUCGGCGAUAAAGUUGCCUUCUACUGGGAAGGCAAUGAGCCUGGUGAUGAGCUGACAGUGACUUACAGAGAGCUGCUGCAGAGGGUCUGUCAGUUUGCCAACGUCCUGAAGUCCCAGGGAGUGAAGAAGGGUGACCGUGUGUCCAUUUACAUGCCCAUGGUGGUGGAGCUGGUGGUAGCUAUGUUGGCUUGUGUCCGUAUCGGAGCUGUUCACUCCAUAGUGUUUGCAGGUUUCUCUGCGGAGUCUCUGUGUGAGAGGAUCCUGGACUCCCAGUGCUCGCUGCUCGUCACAGCAGAUGGGUUCUAUCGAGGAGAUAAGCUGAUCAACCUGAAGUUCUUAGCUGACGAAGCACUGCAGAAAUGCAGAGACAAGGGUUUCCCAGUAAAAAGGUGUAUAAUGCUGAAGCACUUGUCCAAAGAAGCAGAAGAGACUCCUCUGGGCUCUCACUCUCCUCCGGCCAAACGUUCCUGUCCCGACCUUCAGCAGGAGAAACAGGCAGGGAGAGUAAAGAAAACACGUCCUGUUCCGCAGGUCCCGUGGAACCCCGACGUGGACUUGUGUUGGCACACUCUGGUUCAUGGAGCUUCAGACGAGUGUGAACCAGAGUGGUGCGAGUCUGAAGAUCCGCUCUUCAUCCUCUACACCAGCGGCUCAACCGGCAAACCAAAGGGAGUUCUUCACACGGUCAGCGGCUACAUGCUCUACACCGCCGUCACCUUCAAACUGGUGUUCGACUACCAGCCCGAUGACGUCUACUGGUGCACGGCCGACAUCGGCUGGAUCACCGGGCACUCCUACAUCACCUACGGCCCGCUGGCUAACGGGGCCACCAGUGUCUUGUUUGAGGGCCUGCCUACCUACCCAGAUGUGAGUCGUAUGUGGGAGAUUGUGGACAAAUAUCAGGUGACCAAGUUCUACACGGCUCCAACCGCCAUCAGGCUGCUGAUGAAGUACGGCAGCGAGCCGGUGCAGAAGUAUAAACGAGAGUCUCUGAAGGUUUUGGGGACGGUGGGAGAGCCCAUCAACCCCGAGGCUUGGCAGUGGUACUACAAUGUGGUUGGAGAGAAGAGAUGUCCUAUUGUCGACACCUUCUGGCAGACGGAAACUGGUGGACAUGUGUUGACUCCUCUACCUGCAGCCACACCCAUGAAACCGGGGUCUGCUACGUUCCCCUUCUUUGGCGUGGUGCCGGCCAUCUUGAAUGAGUCAGGAGAGGAGCUGGAGGGUCCAAGUGAAGGAUACCUGGUGUUCAAGCAGCCGUGGCCCGGCGUGAUGAGGACGGUGUACGGAAACCAGCAGAGGUUUGAAACCACGUACUUCAAGAAGUUCCCUGGAUACUACGUGACGGGAGACGGUUGCCGUAGAGACAAGGAUGGCUAUUAUUGGAUAACAGGGAGGAUAGACGACAUGCUGAAUGUCUCAGGUCACUUACUGAGUACGGCGGAGGUGGAGUCGGCUCUGGUGGAGCACGAGGUCGUUGCCGAGGCUGCUGUGGUGGGCAGACCUCAUCCUGUGAAAGGAGAGAGUCUCUACUGCUUCGUCACUCUCACUGACGGAGUGACGUACAACCGCGCGCUGGAGGCGGAGCUCAGAAAACAAGUGCGGGAGAAGAUCGGUGCCAUCGCAACGCCAGACUACAUCCAGGAGGCUCCAGGACUCCCCAAGACCCGAUCUGGUAAGAUCAUGCGACGGGUGCUCCGCAAAAUCGCCUGUGACGAACGAGACCUGGGCGACAUCUCCACGCUGGCCGACUCCUCGGUGGUCGAUCAGCUCUUCCAGAACAGAUGCUGCACGGUGUGACGGCCUCCGGGAUCCUCGCGGGGAGGCUCCGACCGCCACCGCCACCACCGCACGCCAGCGGCCCCAAACCCAACCAGGGAAGAGAAAGAAGAGGAGGAGGAGAGGGAGAAAUUCCAUGAACUUGGUCUUGUCCGACAAACAACCUUUAGCUUAUUUAAAACGACCCCACUGUCCUUACAUGUAAGAAGAAACAGCAGCAGGUAGAGACGCCACAUCUGGAUAUUUACCCCGUCUGUAGCGGUAGUGAUAACCGAUUUAGACGCUUAGAUGUCUUCCAGAUGUUUACUGCUGUUACAAAACAAGGCGGUGGUAUGUGUGUGUGUGUGUGUGUGUGUGAGAGAGAAGCCAGAGGUUGUUUCUGUGAGAGACCGCCCUGCAGUCCGAACUGUGGAAGAGGCAGAACAGGGUAACACUUCCUUUGGUUUAAUCCCUCUGUUUUCAACCAAUAACAAACUGCUCAAUAACAAAGCAUACACGCAGUACUCGUACAGUACUGCGUCACUACAACAGUUCACUGUGGUUUAAACAGGACGGAGUUUCUACACUGGAUCAAGGCUAAAGGUGAAGUGCUACCUGUAACUGCCCUGUAGUUAAUAUAACAAGUUGUCUCCUCCCCUCGCUCGCUGCCAUAAGUACUGUUAAUGUACACUGAUGAUUAGCUCAAUCUGAGAAAGAGAAACAUUUCUACUAGUUUUAAUUUCUGUUGUAAUUUUUUUCUAAAAAACAUGUAGAGUGUCUUUUUUUUGUUUUGUUCUUAUUUGGUAUUGGAUUUGUUGGGUCUGCACGCUUGUAUGUUUUUUUUUGUUUUAAGUUUCAGACUCUUCUGUCAGUCUGGUGGAAACUGGGAAGGUGUGUUCGCCCUCGUGUUGCUCAGGACGCCAAACGGUCGGAUCCUCGACGCUAAAGCCCCCAAAAACCAGCUGCAGGUCUAAAGUUUAAAAAAAGGGAAGAGAAGAUAACUCGAAACUCGAAUUUCGGAUUUAUUCUUCUCAUGUUCCAGGAGCGUAAUGUGUCUAGACUCUAUGAUUAUUAAAUCUGGCUUUACUGUUGACUGUAAUUAUAAAAACAAUGACCGUGUGUGACAGCUGCAGCUUCUUUAUUAAAUAAAGUGUGGAUCAUGAUACGGUACUAUAGAAAUUAUACAUUGUGAACUACUUUAAAUCCAAGAUAAGACGUCAUCUGUGCAAUUAUUCACGACUUUGUUCGUUCAUUAUUUUGAAGAGUUUUUAAGCUCUUCUGCGUCAAACAAGUCUGUUGUUCCAAUUUUGUAUUAUUCCAUGAAAAGACCAAAACCAGUGAUUUGUCUGUUUGUUCCUACUGAAGAUGGAAGUCUUUAAAAACACCUCACAAAUAUAUAUAAGUCCACCUUUACUAGAACUACACAUCCUGUAAAAACAGAAAGGUUUUUAACCAGGCAGGGACGAUCUAAUUGGAAGAAGUUGCAUUAUGGGAAGUGUAGUUAGAACUAACUCAGGAUAACUUGCUGCAUCAAUUUUAACCUCGUCUACAACUACAACCCAAAUGUCUUAUGUUAAAUGUUGACAGUAGAGCUUCAAUGGUUGGUCAUUUAAUCAAUUAUUUAUAAACCUAUGAAAUUAAUCGCCAACUAUUUUGAUAUUCAAUUAAUUUUUAUUUUUAUUCAGAAAAAAAAAGUCAAAAUUUUCUGAUUUCAGCUUCUCACAUGUGAAUAUUUAGUAAAUAGUAAAGUGAAUAUCUUUGGGGUUUAGACCAAACAAGAUAUUUAAGGACGUCUCGUCACUGAAACGGUGAUCAAUGAUGUCUGACCCAAACAACAAAUUGAUUAAUGGAGAAAAUGAUCAACAGAUUCAUCAAUAAUCGUUAGUUGCAGCCUGAAAUCAGAUAAUUUAAACAUUCUCCUUUUAGAUUAACUGUUUCAGGCCAUUUUUAUUAUCAAAAUAGUCGGUGAUUAAUUUAAUAGUUGUUUUAAGUAGUUGCCCUGUGGCUCUAAGGAAGAGGAUAUCUCAGCCUUUGAUACAUUCAUUGUUGGUUUUUGGUCUUUUUGUGGGAUUUUAGAUAAUUUAUUGAUCCGUCACACUCUGUUCGGAGCCAAUCUGUGGAUAAAAACGAGGUCGACGCAGCGCACCAGUCGUUAAAAUCAACUCAACAUCUGAACUCAGAGCUCAUCUGGAGCUUUUUUUACUGAGUUUCUCCUUUUAGUUUCUGUUGCCGACGUCCGAGAGUGAGAGAUUUUAUUUUAACGUCGUGAACCAGAAGCAGGAUUUCAUCAGCUUUUCAUUAUUUUAUUUUUUGAAUUUUGUGUUUCAACGUGCCAACGUAAGUAACAUUGAAGCUGGGUGUAGAAAAAGCUAAUAAUUGUAUCUAAUGUUUAAACAAAAAGUGCAGCUGCUUAUUUGAUUUGUUUUUUGUCUGUAUGAUAACUCGGGUGAAGGAAAGAGAAUUAUGUAGUUGUUUUUUUUUUUCUUUGUUCAUCCUCAGUUUUGUUUCCCUGUUUGUAUCGACAUGUAUGCAACAACAGUAAAUGGACAUGACUACUGCCUCUCA